Sclerotinia trifoliorum is the source of this 1877-nucleotide messenger RNA. Lineage: Eukaryota; Fungi; Ascomycota; Leotiomycetes; Helotiales; Sclerotiniaceae. The record is from the annotation of a GenBank genome assembly.
AGCCUCAAGCGGACCAGGCAAAUCCAUCCAACGGAAUCACCAACAUAUUCAACCAGAGUAGCAAGGAAUGGGCAAUUUCUGGCGGGAAAUAGAACACGGAAGCAACAAAAAAUGAUAUUUGGUGGUUUUCUGAGAUACUCUCAUUGUUUGAGUGAGUAAUAAGCGGGCCUUGAACGGGAGAAAACAAGAAGAAUAUUGAUGAUUAAAGCCCUCUCUUUUCCAACUGACAAAGAAAGGAGGAAUUUUAUAGAGUUAUAAGUUAUGAAAGAUGGAGGAAAAUUUUAUGUUUAAAGAUAAUAAGGUUAGCCGAAAUAAGAUCAUCCCAUCAAAUUCCUGCAAAUAUCGGCCAUGAAUGUGAAUUAUUGCAACAUAAUUGAAAUACAGAAGGCUUCAGCCGCGUGCUUAUAAUUCUAUGGCCACUUUCGAUGAUUUAAUAUCCUACGGCCAUGUGGGGCUGAUAUUGAUAUUAUGAGCAUGUAAGACUUUCUUGAACGCAGGAUCGCGUCACGCUUCUCGUGCAUGUUUUUUUUGGCUCCAUCUAGAAGCUCAUAUAUUUAUUUACGCGGCCAAAAUUUACAAUUGAAAAAUUUCACCAGAUAAGCAUCAGAUCGUUCGAUGGCACAAAGCAAAAUAAAUACAGUAUAUUUUUGGAGAGAGAGAUGCCAGCAACUGCAGGCACGUAUAGCUGAACAAGUCCAAGAAAUCAAGGAGAAGACUCAACAACUGGAGGAUGCAGAUAAUCAUGCCAGAUUUAUCGAAAGAGAACGAAAGGCUCUGAAGCAGGAAUUGAAGGAUAUAAAGUUGGAGAUGGAAACAGAACAGAACAAGACGAGCGCAUUGGCUCGUAUUGGUGCUGAUAUACGCAUUCGAUUUCUUGAGAAAGCUAAAACCAAGGUUGUGGGUCUCAAUCCAGCAAACUUAGACGCAAAAUUCAUACAGAGAGGAAAUGAUGCGGCACAUCGGGCAUACGGUGCUGUAGAUGCUGCUCUCCUCACAGGAAACUUUCUCGAAGACGAGGAAAAGGCGCGCCUCAAAGCCGUUUUUCCUCUCAUUUACGAUGGUUUAGCUCCUCAGAACUAUAGCAAAAUGCCCGCAAGAAUGCUUCAGGCUAUUGAUUACCAGGGUAGUGUCGUUUCACUUUAUGCUCAAAAUAAUGGCUCAAUGAUCAAGGACAAACAAGCUGCCGCCGACAGUAUGAACUUCAUUAAAGACAAGUACUUGGAGCUGGAAGAUGAUGUAUUCGAAGAAGAUGAGGGUGUCGCACACCAUUUAAAGAGGCUUAGAGAGUUCGCAGAUCUAAUUAUCACCAAAGCUCGGCGAUAUGAUGCCAGUUCUGCGACACCUUCCACAACUUAUGGACCUCCUCAGACAUUGACACCCCUUGACAAGCCCGUAAUUGCUCCCAAAUUUUAUCAUGGUAGACGGCCUCCAAGAGGAAAUAAGUGAUGUAAGUGUCGCAUCUUUCCAGCUCAACAUGUUUACUAGGUUUACUGACGAGUUGAUUCCAGAGAGCUUUAAAGGGCCAAUUUAUCUAUCCCACCACUCCCUCAAUCAUUGAUUGCUCUCGCCACCACCCAGAGUCCUUAAACUUAGCCUUUAUUUAUCAAAUUGCGAUUAUACCCAAUGUUAAUGGGAACCUAGAGUUUGCCAAGCAUUUACCAUGAACAUCUGUGGCUCCAUUUCGAUACGAAUAUAAGUGGGAGGAAUGACACCAUUUCGAAGAUAGGGCUCUUUUCUUAUAUUUGUAGAUGGAAAAUUGAAUGACUGUUCAUUGUAUGUAAUUGUUCCAGCAUCUCAAAUUAUUGUCAUCCGAGGUGGGGAGUGAGGAAAGAAAGGGGACUCGCUAAUCACUGGCGCGGACUGAAUUCACAAUUAGG